This is a messenger RNA of Cherax quadricarinatus, 1313 nucleotides long. RefSeq names its product actin, muscle-like. NCBI's taxonomy places the organism in Eukaryota, Metazoa, Arthropoda, Malacostraca, Decapoda, Parastacidae. The record is from RefSeq and is a predicted model, not a curated record.
CUUUAGUGUACUUCAGACUCAGGAUACGGCGGUCUGUACCUAGCACCACUCCGCCAUGUGUGACGACGACGUCAGCCCUUUGGUUGUGGACAAUGGCUCCGGCAUGGUUAAGGCCGGCUUCGCUGGUGACGACGCUCCCCGAGCCGUCUUUCCCUCCAUCGUCGGCCGUCCUCGUCACCAGGGUGUGAUGGUUGGUAUGGGUCAGAAGGACGCCUACGUCGGUGAUGAGGCUCAGAGCAAGAGAGGUAUCCUGACUCUCAAGUACCCCAUCGAGCACGGCAUCAUCACCAACUGGGACGACAUGGAGAAGAUCUGGCAUCACUCUUUCUACAACGAGCUGCGUGUUGCCCCUGAGGAGUCUCCUGUCCUCCUCACUGAGGCUCCCCUCAACCCCAAGGCCAACCGUGAGAAGAUGACACAGAUCAUGUUUGAGACAUUUGCCACACCAGCCAUGUACGUGGCCAUCCAGGCCGUGCUGUCCCUGUACGCUUCUGGUCGUACCACAGGUAUCGUGCUGGACUCUGGUGACGGUGUGUCCCACACUGUCCCCAUCUACGAGGGUUAUGCUCUUCCUCACGCUAUUCUUCGUCUUGAUCUGGCUGGCCGGGACUUGACUGCUUACCUGAUGAAGAUCAUGACAGAGAGAGGUUAUUCCUUCACCACCACGGCUGAACGAGAAAUUGUACGUGAUAUUAAAGAAAAACUUUGUUAUGUGGCCUUAGACUUCGAAAGCGAAAUGAAUGUAGCAGCUGCCUCUUCUUCUCUUGAAAAGUCCUAUGAACUUCCUGAUGGACAAGUUAUUACAAUUGGCAAUGAGCGUUUCCGUGCUCCUGAAUCUCUUUUCCAACCUUCUUUCCUGGGUAUGGAAUCUGUUGGCAUCCACGAGACUGUUUUCAACUCCAUCAUGAGGUGCGACAUUGACAUCAGGAAGGACCUGUUCGCUAACAACGUUCUUUCUGGUGGUACCACCAUGUACCCUGGUAUUGCUGACCGCAUGCAGAAGGAAAUCACUGCUCUGGCUCCUUCCACCAUCAAAAUCAAGAUCAUUGCUCCUCCCGAGCGUAAGUACUCCGUCUGGAUCGGUGGUUCCAUCCUGGCUUCACUGUCCACCUUCCAGUCCAUGUGGAUCACCAAGGAGGAGUACGACGAGUCCGGCCCCGGCAUCGUCCACCGCAAAUGUUUCUAACAUCCCAAAUGUAUCAAUAUUUUUUUGUUAUAUGGCUUGCGAAUUUGUUUUUAUACUUUGUGUACUUAAGAACAAACGUAACGUAUAACAAUGCUGGAAUUAAAGUUAAUAAAUAUUUUGUCACCCA